GGUGUUUGUAGUUGAACACAAUGCAGGUCCACUGGUUUUUACACAGGCCAGGUAUUCUUGGCCUUUUGUUAAUAAUUAAUCUGGAUUAAAGUUUAUAUGAUCUACUUAAUAUUUGAUCAGGAUGACGCUCAAUCUGGGAACAGCCACUCCCACCUCUUUUACUAAAGGGUAACUUGAAGAGUUUAAUGCUUUUGUCAGGAUCCUUUGCCUCAUGGUUUCACACAGUGACCCAGUCAAGGUCCUAAUCCGUUUCCCCACACGUCUGAUUCAUGGUUUUGUUGUGAGAACCUUACACCAGCAGCAGUAAGAGCUACAUGGCAGGAAAGGGCCCGUCUGACUCACAGAGCUUCCAUCAAGCAGAGGCCUUUGUGUGGGAGUGACUGGCGUCUGGCAGAGCCUGUGCAUAUGUAGGCUAACCUCUGUGUGCUCAACGUAUGUGCAUAGUGUGCUACCAGUACACUGUGUGUGUGCGUGUGUGUGUGUGUGCAUGCUCUGGUUACAGAGGAACCAUGUGGAACCUAUUCUGCCAAUUCCCCUGUGAGACUGAGCGCAGCCCUGACUGCCUGGGAAAGUCCAUAAAGGGUCCUGUGUGUGUGUCUCCACUCUCCUCUGCCUCACUCCCUCUUUCUGUGUGUGUGUGUGUGUGUGUGUGUGUGUGUGUGUGUGUGUGUGUGUGUGUGUGUGUGUGUGUGUGUGUGUGUGUGUGUGUGUGUGUGUGUGUGUGUGUGUGUUGGUGUGGCACCUCAAAGUUUUGCCAAUGGGCCUGAACUUCUAAACAUACCCUCCUUAUUGCGUUAAAGGGCACUUUUUUUACUUGGGAAAAACCCUACCUGUUGAAAGGAGCCUUGCUGGUAUUGAGAUCCAACAAUGGCUCCCAUUCUCCUGGUUUUUAGUUUCACCCUGUUUAUUGUAAAGUGUUGAAAACAAAGACCAAAAAGGGGAGCAGCUCUUUCCUCGGGCGCUGGUGAAGCGAAGUGAAAGUGAAGUCAUGAUGCAGAGCUGGGAAGCUGUUUAGAGUUCUGGUUUAAUCUGCUUGACAAAGCAAAGAACAUGAGUUCCACUAUCGAUAGUCAGGGACCAACGCUUAAUAUAAACAGUGGAGCUGUGAUAACUGCUGUGUCGACUACUGUGAAGUAUCAACAGCAACCAUAGGUUUUCAUUUACAUUUGCCCCGGUUGCUCCUGAUGUGAGGCCAGCGCUGCCUGAUGUGGUGAAAUGCGGCGCCCCUCGUGCUGCUUUCGCUGGCAGAACGCUGCACUCGAACGCUCAGUAGAACACUUGGAUCCAUUGUUUGAAUCGUAACCACGAGCGAUCAACGCACUCCCCAGUCGGACGGAAGAAUCUUUAAGUAAAUGUCAUUUUUAGUUUGAGCUUUUACUUUUUUUUUACUUUUGUGAAAUGCUUCUGUAUUGUGUCGCUUUCUAUCCGCUUAAAAGGUCUUUUUUUUAAGUCUCUUUACGACAGAUUUGUCAGACGCAUAACGUCAACUGAGGAAUCGGAUCACGCCGCCCCUGCAGCUCUCAUCAGACUGAGCUGUCUCGUUUUUAUUGGUGGUCGUAGUAUUUAGUGCUAUGACUCACUCCGCUGACUGCUGCCUGUUUUUCCCUGUGCCAGAUCCAGAAUGCUGACGACGUGUUGAUCUCGCCGCUUGAGAGGUUUCGUAAGGAGCAGAUUGGAGCUGUUAAGGUAUAGUUGCAGCCGAACAAUAACAGUGACGCAUUAAACAACCAGGGGUGAUGUCCAUCACACCAGUAUAUGAAGUUCAGGUCAUCUCAUCGUCAUCGUCAUCCAUCAACAUGGGUGGUGAGCAGCUCUCAGUUAGUCUGUCUGUGGUCACGGGACCCGGUUUGUUCAGAUAAGUGAUGGCGCACAGUCCAGUGUCACCAACAGGGUCAUGGGAACGAACACUGGGAGAGAAGACGAGGAGCAUGUCACAAACAGAGAGAUACUUGAACCCAGUUAGACAGUGUAAACACAAACUGAGCCUGGUGUCUGGUUCCAGCUGCGGUCUCAAGCCUCUACUGUCCACUUAUAUAUAUGUAUAUCUCUAUCUUUGUCUUGUUCAAGCAGCAGGCAGGGCUUUAAAACACGAGUGAAUCACAGCCAUGACUCAUCCUGAAAGCGAAAUCGCGGCUCAUCUCUUAGUGGUAAUUGAAGCAGAGGCCUGUAGAAUGUAGCGAGCGCAUGUGAGCAGCACAUCCUGCUGCCGAGCAGGAAAACGCGGUCCAAGUCUGGAGUUGCUCCCACACAGAGCCCAGGAAAUGUAUUGUCAGUCCUUUUAUUUACUUAUUUCAUUAUCAAUGCAUUUGAGAAGAAGGAAGAGUGAGUUUUAUUGUCUUCUGUUGUCCUGUUAAAACCAGUUUAUCAACUCCAACACUUUUGUUUAAGGUCUAAAUCUCACUGAACAAACUGUAGACACAUACAACAGGCAAAUGAAUGGAACUGUGGUGACAUGACUUAAAAACACACUUUGCAAUAAUAAAUAAUAAAGGUAGUUGUGUUGAAGUAAAAUACGCUUCUGUUUACUGCUGAUGUAAUGAUGAUGUCAUCUCCAGGAAGGAAAGAAGCAGUUUGACAAGGAGACAGAAAGGUACUACUCUGUUCUGGAGAAACAUCUCAACCUUUCCCCCAAAAAGAAGGAGUCACAGCUUCAAGAGGCUGACUCCCAGAUGAGUAAGGACAGGCAGGUCUUUUACGAUGCAUCACUACAGUACGUCUUCAAGAUUCAAGAAGUGCAGGAGAGGAAGAAGUUCGAGUUUGUGGAGCCGUUAUUGGCCUUCCUGCAGGGCCUGUUCACGUUCUACCACGAGGGCUAUGAGGUGGCCAGUGAAUUUGAGCCCUACAAGCAGCAGCUCCAGUUCAACCUGCAAAACGCGCGUAAUAACUUUGAAAGCACGCGUGCUGAGGUUGAGAGGCUGAUGAAGAGGAUCCGGUCGGCUGAGGAAGACUUCAAAGCCCCCAGCGGCUUUACAAUGGAGGGGUUUCUAUAUAUACAAGAAAAACGUCCGUUGGGCAGCGUGUGGACCAGAUACUACUGCACUUAUCAAAAAAGCACCAAGAUCUUCACCAUGAGCAACACGGAGGCCAGACCAGGCAGCCGCCAGAACGGACUGGUGAACGUUCCCCCGGAAAUGUUCAGCCUGCGCUCGUGUGUCAGGAGGAAGACGGACUCCAUAGACAAACGCUUCUGCUUCGACAUCGAGGUGGUGGAGAGACACGGCGUCAUCACCCUGCAGGCGCUCUCAGAGGCCAACAGGCGGCUGUGGAUGGAGGCCAUGGAUGGGAAAGAACCUAUCUACACUCUGCCUUCGUUGCUGAGCAAAAAGGAGGAGACGUUUCUCAAUGAGGCAGGCUUCAACUUUGCUAAGAAGUGUAUUGAGCUUAUUGAAAUGAAAGGCAUCAGCACCCUGGGACUGUACAGGACCGGAGGAGUCAACUCCAAGGUGCAGCGCCUGAUGACGAGCGUCUUCGCAGCGUCCGCAGCUGCCCCUGACAUGCAGCUGGAUGCAGACAUGUGGGACAACAAGACCAUCACCAGCGGCCUCAAGAAUUAUUUUAGGUGCCUGGCAGAGCCCUUACUGACCUAUAGACUGCAUAAAGAAUUCCUCAAGGCUGCACAGUAUGAUGACCAGAUGUACAGGGUGAGAGCGAUUCAUGCUCUGGUGCACAAACUACCGGACAAAAACAAAGCAAUGUUGGACCUUUUAACCAACCACCUCCUCAGGGUGUCCUCUCACAGUGAGCAGAACCUGAUGACCGUUUCCAACCUGGGAAUGAUAUUCGGCCCCACACUGAUGAGGUCACAGGAAGAAACCGUGGCCGCCAUGAUGAACAUCAAGUUUCAGAACAUCGUGGUGGAGAUCAUCAUUGAAAACCGCCACAAGAUCUUCAGCGAGGCCCCCGACCUGUCGUUGCCGCUGCCCCCGGCUCCGUCCUCGCGCUCGACCCCUCGCAGGAACAAAGCCAUCUGCCUGUCGUCUGGGAAGCGGAAGCCCCGCCUCUACCCCACCGCCCUGUGCCUGGCGGACAACGACAGUGACACGUUCAGCAGCAGCCCCAGCACGACGCCGAUGGGCAGCCAGGAGUCUCUGUCCUCUCACUCCUCUGAAAAGAACGGCUUGUGUCAAAGCUCGCCUCCAUCCUCUCCUCCCGCUGACCCCGGCGCUCCCUCUGUGUCUCCUGCACCUCCUCCUGCAGCUCCGACCUCCUCCCCGUCCCACAGCCGCUCCAAUGGAAAGGAUCCGAACCAGCCCACAGACAGCGCUGCGUCCCAUCACGUCCCGCCCUCCUCCUCCUCCACUUCCUCCCAGCUAAAAUCGGCCCCGCGCGCGUCCUCUGCGUCCUCCUCCCUGUCCUCUUUAAUCUCCGCAGAGAGGACGUUGUCAGUCAGAGGGAGCUCCGCGGCCUCCUUGUCGUCUGUCAAAGACUCAAACGCCCCCUCCAGGGCCUCCUCCUCCUCCACCACCCCCCUGCAGCGCUCCUCAGUGGAGCGCGUCUCCUCUCGCAAGGAGGGUGAGGCCGUUCAGAGGGCACCGUCUGUGUCCUCUCUGAAGAGCACUCGUUCAGUGGAGCAGAGCAAUGCCUCCUCCACUGGAACGGAAACCAGGGUGACGGACUCUACCUCUCCUUCACGGCAGCCAAGGACCCCUUUCAGGACUGCCUCCUCCUCCUCCUCAUCCUCCUCCUCCUUGUUUCCCUACCCACUUUCCACAUCUUCCUCCCUCACUUCCCUGCACAUCUCUGAGGAUUAUAAAAGCUGUCACGGAUCAGUACAGAGUCUGAUGUCACUGGAACCGCGCACACGCAAGGCCUCACACGUCCGCUGUGGCUCAGAUCUGACUGUGAAACACUCUGCGUCCGCAUCUAGCAAUGGUUACCAGAGGCCUGGCUCCUUGUUUUCAGUCAGACUGCCACAGCGUGAAAGUUCCGUUUUCUCCUCAGCGUUAGACAUAUGUUCCUCAGGAAGGGAAGCAAAAGCGCUUUACUCAUGUGAGGCUGAGCACAGUCAUGAGCUGAGUUUUCCUCAAGGUGCUCUCUUCUCAAAUGUGUGCUCCUCUGUGGAACCAGGUUGGCUUCAGGCAACAUAUAAAGGCAGAACAGGACUCAUACCUGAAAACUACAUCACCUACAUCUGACCCAUGUAGCAACAUCAUCACCGUCCGCCACAAAGACCUAUUCAUAAUGAUGGCUUCAUGCACCAAAUAACCCUCUGCGCUUCUGAUCAAGAACAUAUUUAUCAUAAUCAACUGUGACAGUUCUCACUGAACGGUGUAUGACUGACUACUGUAGCUGGACAUGAAGGAUGCGUGUCCUGUAUGUACAGUAUAUGUGCCUACUGUACCUGAACUAUGUUACGUGACCUUAAUCGGCCUAACGUACAGUAGAUGUUACUACCAGCUGAUUGUAAAUCUAUGUGACCCUCUGUGUAGCAGGCUUCCUACAGAUCAUCAAACGCUAAAAGAAAUGCAAGGUACAUGUAAACAGUAUUUUUUUAAUCAUUUGUGGCCAUUUAUGUCAUUGUCUCAACAUUAUAUUUGUAUGUCCAGAGAUGAAGUGCUCAUACCUCUGUACCUGGAACAGCAGGACUGAAUUGUGCCUUAACACCUUCAUCCAUGUCAAAAUAAAUGAUAAGUAAAAUCCA
Molecule: messenger RNA, 5641 nt
Organism: Betta splendens (Siamese fighting fish)
Lineage: Eukaryota; Metazoa; Chordata; Actinopteri; Anabantiformes; Osphronemidae
Gene: arhgap42a
Product: Rho GTPase activating protein 42a
Exons: 21
Coding region: 2670-5135 (821 amino acids)
Biological process (GO): signal transduction
Cellular component (GO): cytoplasm
Molecular function (GO): protein binding; GTPase activator activity
Source: RefSeq, a predicted model, not a curated record